Aedes aegypti (yellow fever mosquito) is the source of this 4141-nucleotide messenger RNA. RefSeq names its product dentin sialophosphoprotein. The coding region runs from base 279 to 2501 and encodes 740 amino acids. Gene Ontology annotation, biological process: negative regulation of extrinsic apoptotic signaling pathway via death domain receptors; protein K48-linked ubiquitination; proteasome-mediated ubiquitin-dependent protein catabolic process. Lineage: Eukaryota; Metazoa; Arthropoda; Insecta; Diptera; Culicidae. Gene Ontology annotation, molecular function: ubiquitin protein ligase activity. Gene Ontology annotation, cellular component: plasma membrane; cytoplasm. The transcript has 4 exons. The record is from RefSeq and is a predicted model, not a curated record.
UAUAAAAUUUUGUGAAUAUUUUCAUAUUAUAAGUCAUUUCAUGAAGCUGUUUGUAAUUCGUGAGCGGUUGAAUAUUCAACGUAUUGUGAAAUAUGUGUGCUUUGGACGAUUUGUGUGCUAGAAUCAGAAGAAUUUGUACAGGAAGAAAAGAGGGAUUAAUCAACUGCAGAAGGCAGAUGACGUUGCCUUGCGAAUAGUCUUAGUCCAGAAGUUGAGGCGCAGAGUUUUAUCUGUCUCAGAUAGCAGCUAGAGGGCUGAUAAGGCGUGAAAUCGCAAAAAUGCCUUGCGAAGGUUGCAAUGUCCAGUUUGGCAUUAUAACGAGAAAGAAGUCUUGCUACGAGUGCCGGCGUCUGUUCUGCAAAAAUUGUUUGGAAAAGCGGCAGGAGAAAAUUCUUUGUCACAACUGUUUGAUUUUUACCAAGCGACCCCUGUCGAAGGUCGAUUUGGGACAGUUAAAGAAUAAAGAUUUGAUUCUCUAUCUACAAUCAAAGCACAUUUCGACGGCUGGAUGCGUGGAAAAAGAUGACCUCAUCAAUUUGGUGAUUGGGCACGUAAAUUCUACGGGCAGUAGUCCUCGAAGCCCGGCAGGAAGCACUGGAAGUGGUGGCGGCCAUGGGAGGACGUUUCAUUUUAGUUCGGCUUCAUCUACCGGCGGAAGCAGCGGAAACGGUCGAGGAGGAAGCCAGUCCGGAUCAUCGUCUAGGAACUUUUACGCAACCAGUGCGGAAAAUUGUGCAAACACGUUCGACCAGAUUAAGAACACUUGCCAGAAUUUGUUCACGUCAUUCACGGACAAGCUUAACUCGGAUAUUCCCAAAACGUCCAACUUUGGUCCGCGAUAUACGAAUCCGUCCGCAGAGGAGAAUAUAAGGUCGCGUCCUCAGGCUGAUCCAAGUGUUCAUCAGCAGCCACGGUUCGGUGCAAAUGAUGUAUACUGGGUUCGCGAUCAGCAAACGACCCAAAGCGGAAGGGAAGCUUGCCAGCCAUCGUUGCCGGUCCGUGAUUCCGAGAUAGAUGUGCCAAAUGAAAUAGCAUUAUCGCCAACCAACGAUUCCAGUGAUGUUGGCGGCAGUGGUAUUACUAGCGGUGCAGAUUCCAGCAACAAUACUUCGUCCGUUUCUUCUCCGGAGCAUGAAAAAUCCAAGCCCGGUACACAAUCAAGUGAGAUCCCCAAACUUUCUCUCAGUGAAAGGAUAGAUAAUAUGUUGGCAUCGGAGAAGAACCAAAAUGACUGUGAAUGUUCCGACGAGGAAUGUGAGGAGUUGGAUACUCCACGCAGAAAAGAAUCCAAAAAGAUUUCUUCAGAAGAGAACCUUAUUUCGGAAGCUGGAACUAGCCAAGCGAUGCAUGUAGCACAAUUACCCAUUCCGGAAUCGAAAACUGAUACCUCAUCAUCUUCAUUCGACGAGUUAAAUCCUGAAUGUGAUGCAAAUGAAUCGCUUCCAGAAGUAGAAAUGGUUGCCUUAACGGAUACGGAACCCUGGCAAGUAAUCAAUAAUGUCGAUACUUCGGACACACAAGAAAGUGCUACAAACUUACCAACUACCACAACUGCUACAAUUACCGAAACGACUGAUAGUUCUAGUGAUUUAAAUUCUUCAGACAAGUUGAAUCAACCCCCGGUCAGUUGUGACCCCUUGACCCAUCAGGUAGCCAGAAGACGCUCCGAUAGCUAUCUAAUGAUGAUCAAUAACGGUGCCAGUACAGUAGUAGUUCGAUCGGUGGAUCCACAGGAAACAUUAGCCCAGUCUAGUCAAGCAACGUCUACCGACACCAACAAAUGCUUUAAGUGUGGCAAAAGACGUAGCGGAAUUCGCAAGCAGCUGAAGAAAAUACGAAAGCUGCUCGAUACCGCAUCAGUUCCGGAGGCAGAUAAACGACGUCAAUUGGAGGCGUUCCUCAGCUAUUUGGAACGGCGCAGUAAAGGAUCAAUCGAGCUCUCCGAAGGUGAAUCCAUAAGCGAAGACGCUAGCGUUAGCCUGGCGGAGGCGGAUCCUCUGUGCGAAGGGAUCGCAGCGGGAUUUACUUUACCAUCGCUGGGCGCCAGUGAUGAAAGUCGGGUGCAAACGUCCCAUUAUCCCAAGGUCGAUGAAGAUACUACAAUCGGAAAAACCAAUGUGUAUUCGUCGGGUAAUCAACAGUUGGCCGGCAUGAGCCAGAUAAAACUCAGUGAUAUAAAGGAAAGCGCUGAUUUGGAUGUGCUUUCGGUGAAACAACUGAAAAAGAUCUUGGUGAUGAACCGAGUGGACUUCAAAGGCUGCUGUGAAAAGGCGGAGUUACGGGAGCGCGUCCUGAGGCUAUGGUUGGACCACAAAUCCAUUGUUUCACCAGAACGGCUGGCGUCGGAUGAUCUUUGCCGAAUCUGCAUGGACGCGCCCAUCAAUUGUGUAAUACUGGAAUGUGGCCACAUGGCUACGUGCAUCAACUGCGGCAAGGUGCUCAGCGAGUGUCCCAUCUGUCGGCAGUACAUCGUUCGGGUUGUCCGAUCGUUCAAAGUGUAACUGAAAGUGCUAUAAAUGUGAAAGUGUUGAUUACACGUUUGCUCAUCACCACAUCGAACGAGCCCUAGAAUCGAAAACAAAUUUAGGCAGAGUUUUGGAACAUUGUGAUUUAGUUUUAGUGUGUUUGAAUCGAAAACAAUACAAUAAGCAAGCAAGGCGGUUUUAGGGAUAUUUAUGGGAUGCCCGAUGCCUAGAUGGCAGUCCAAUUCGUGUUGUCGGUAAUAAUCCUAUUAACGUAGAUAGGUCACACUCCCGCAGUAGAAUUAGGAGAACUAAAGAGUUGUAUAUGAUUAAACAUGUGAUGAAGGUAUGUAAAUUGUAAAUCCAUAAAAGUUUACUGGUAGGUACAUACUUAUGACAUUUGUUACAGAGAUUUAUUUUUAUUUUAUUGAAUACCUAUUUCCUGGCGACGCACAGUAACCAAAUUUUCACGUUAAUCUAUCGUAAGAGCGUAACUACAGUUAUAGUUUUCUCUUUUAUCAUCAGAAAGUCUUAAAAUAUUGAAAAACAUCGAUUGAAUUUUCCGUACUAGUUCAAAAAGAAAAUCGAUGAAUAGAAAAUUGAUAAUUUAAGUUACGUUCAUAUGAUACUUAACGCGAAAACUAUAAAUUUAUCGGUAAUCUGUAGAUAACUCCAAAGCAAUGUUGGUUCGAUGCCACAUAACAAAAAGUUUUAGGUGAUAGGAAAAAGUUGUGAAGAAAUUGUACCUAGUUCAGACUUGAAAAAUUCCAAUUAAAAUAAAUAUUUUAUGAAGAUACCAAAAUGACCUCGCCAGAACGGCUGCUGAUUGCCGAUUGUAUACUAUUUUAUUUAUUUCGAAAUUAAGUUUUAUUUUUCUACUGUUACACAGUUCGAUUAGAUACACUUAUCUAUGUAAUAACAAAACUAUGGUAGUCACAUGCUGGCUUCGGACAUUCUGACGAAGGACAUCUUUUGGACGAUCAAUUCGCUCAAUUUCAUAAUUAAACAGGUCAGUGAAACCGAGACAGAAACUUUAAGUAAUGAAUCAAUUCUUAACGGAAGACAAUUAAGCACAGGAGCGUCGAGUUUCCUUAAAUUCUAAUAUAGCGGGUUGAUUUUCAUGUAUGGUAAUUUCUGCAAGUUACAUGUGCUGGAUUACUACAUUGCUUUACAUUUGCGAUUUUUGCCCCUCAUUGCAUGCUUUGGAAACUGUAACAAUUAAAAAAAAAACAGCAUUCCACAGAAUUCCAUUUUCCAGAAUUAGUUUUAUUUCCAUCUCCUCAGAAGACGCUGUAUCCAAGAUUUUAAAAGUUUAUAUUUUCAAAAAAAAAAAACAGUUCGUAAUUUGAAAUGUACCCAACUGAUAUGAUGGGAUAAAAAUCCUUUAUUCUAUUAGAACAAAUAAAGUGAACUCCAAAAUGCGAUCUGAUACAAUUUCUCCACAUAGUAACGGGUCUAUUAAAAUGGAUUGCUAGUAUGAAUAUUUGAUUAAUGGCCAAAAAAAAAACAUCUUCAGCGUUUCUUCCAACAAUAAUUUUAUAUAUCAUGCAGGCAAUCUACAGUAAGCUGCAGAGUUUCUCGAAGGAUUUCUUCAACGGAUAACAUCAUGUGUUUUUUUCUUACAAAAAAUAAAGAUUCCUCCGAGGAUUUUUCAAGUACUUUCUGAGCAUUUUACAAAA